This is a messenger RNA of Ostertagia ostertagi, 942 nucleotides long. The record is from the annotation of a GenBank genome assembly. Lineage: Eukaryota; Metazoa; Nematoda; Chromadorea; Rhabditida; Trichostrongylidae.
AUGUCUACCAACAAUAAAAUUGUUGUAUUCACUGACGACUUGUCAGUACGCAAGGCCUUCUAUGGACUAUUGUAUAAUUCUACACGUACCGGCCUUAUAGCAGAUUCAACUACAAUGCAAGUUAUGGGUGUAUUGUCAAUCACUGAUUUCACUAUGGUGCUCAUGAUGUUGUGGAAAUUUCGAGAGAAUAUUGACGAGAUGAGAGGGAAACCGUUAAGUUACGAUGAGUUCAAAGGAAUGGAUAUAGCUAAUAUGAAGAUUAGUCGAUGGAAAGAGUUGCUGAAAAUGCGAGGAAUGCAGAGGGAAUUUAUAAGCGUCAAUUCAAACGAAAGCAUAUUUCAUGCAGUUGAAUUGCUUACCAAACAUCGUAUUCAUCGACUGCCAGUUCUGGAUCGGCGAUCCGGCGACUGUGUUUUUAUAUUAACACACCGGCGAAUUCUACAUUAUUUAUGGAAACAUUGCUCUUGUCUUUCACGACCCGAUUACAUGUAUGAAAGAGUAUCUGAUCUCAAAGUCGGGACCUACACGGGUAUACAUUAUGCCACUCGAGAUAUGACACUUCUUGAGGUGCUAGACAUGAUAAUAGACAACAGUAUUAGCGGUGUUCCUAUUGUCGACGAGUCAACGAUGAAGAUCGUCGAUGUUUACACUCGAUUCGAUGCGGUUGCUGCUGCUUUCUCGAGAACUAUCGACAUGUCUAUUACGGUUGAGGAAGCGAUACGGCAACGGCAAAGAAUAUGCGGUGAUCGUGACGGUGUGGUGACGGCACCAGAAGACGUGAAAAUGUUGGAUUUGGUUGAGACGUUUGUUGAGAAGAACGUACAACGUGUAUUUCUCGUCGACGAUUGUUUUAGGUUGAAGGCUCUUGUUUCACUCACUGACCUGAUUGUCUACAUGGUGCUGCGACCAGCCGUCGCUCUUCAAUGCUUGAAAGUGUCUUAG